GACUCUCAGAUUGGAGACUAUUGUUUGUAGUGUUUAACUCCAGGAAAUUGACUAAAGGAGGCGGGGAAGAGUUUUACCCGGAGCUGGGCUGGGUUGCUGGGCUGGCGGCUCUGGGACCCGGGAUGCGGAGGAGCGUGGCAUCCCACUCUGUCUGGGAGGUUGGCGAAGAGGAAUGACGCCCAUCCCCACCUGGCAUCAGGGUGGUGGCGACAGCAGCUCAGCUCUGCUACACUGGUCUUGGACUGACAAUGGGGUGCAAUGUGAAGAAGAACCUCCCAGCUCAUGGUUGGCCAUCAUGGACCUGGGUUCUGGUCUUCCUUCAGGCACUAAACCCAGCCAUGUGACCUUGGUCCAAUGACUUUACCUUUAUGAGCCUCAGUUUCCUGUGAUGGAAGGGACAUAAUACUCCUGAAUCAUCUCACAGGUGUGAGGAUUGAGUGAAACUGGCUUUUGAUGAUGAGAACUGAGAGGAACCUUAAAGAUCAUCUACACUAAGCCCCUCAUUUUAUAGAAGAUGUAUAGGAAGUCUACAAAGGCAGUAAUUCGUUCAAGUGGAAGAGUGAUUGGACAGAUGAUGAAAAUGAACUGGAGGAUGUAGAGAGCCAAGGAAAUUCCACCUCUUCUCUUUAUGGGUCCCCUCAGCAAGACCAUCAGCAGGACAUGGCUGAGGAUGGACUUCGAAGAGCCAGCAGGGAUUUCCUAGAACUGCAGAGAACUGAGUACUCUAGUAAAGGCUGUCCUCAACAUGCUUAUAAGCGUCAGUUCAGCUCUGACUACAGCAUCAGCCCCAUGAGUCUGGGAGAGACUCAGGGUGGAUUUGAAGGGUCACAUUAUGGCCAAGAGGAGGACAGGUUCUCAGGCCAAUCCAACAUCAGCCUGUACCCCACCAAUGCCCCCAGUGGGCAUAACCUGAGACCAGGUUCUGCAGCAUCAGCUGACAGCAUGCCCAAGAGUAUUGAGCCAUUUGGCGACAGCUCAGAGUAUCCCAUCAACACCCACACUGGGCAUAACCUGAGACCAGGUUCUGCAGCAUCAGCAGACAGCAUUCCUGAGAGUAUUGGUGGCAGCUCAGAGUACCCCUCAGAAUCAGAGGCAGCUUCAUCUUCAGGUGAUGUCCACCUGAGAACUCCCCCACCUGAGUCCUCCCAGAGCCACUUCCUAAGUCCUUUGUCCCUGGAGGGACUGCAGCAUACCCCAAGAGCUGCUGGCAAAACAAACUCUGAUGCUUCUUAUGAAGAGAGGCCUGGUAGCCUUAUGGGAGCCGUCAGCCAGCCAGGACCUGCAGCCUCUCAGGACUCGUCGAACUCUAAAGCCCGGAUACCCCACAGUCCUGGCUUUAAGUUUGGGAGGGAAGAGUCCAAUUCUUCUCCUUUUCAAUGGGGGGGAAACCAGCCCUUGGACCAAAUUAAAAAAUCCAAGAAGGCAUCCACUGCACUGCUUCGUUCCCAAUUCAGUGGUUCAUUCUGCCCCUUCAGUCCUCCAAAGAGUAGCACCCCAAAGGGGCUGAACCAAUCAAGGACUCCCAAGCAAGGGGUCAACGUGCCUGCCCACUCCUCAUCUGAAGUCUCCAAGUAUGGCAGGGGCCAGCUGAACUACCCACUGCCCGAUUUCUCCAAGGUGGAGCCCAAAGUACGGUUCCCUAAAGAUGAAGAGAGCUACCGUCCUCCCAAGGGAAGGAACUGGCCCAGGCAGUCCCAAGGUUCCACGAGACCUCUGAUCUUCAAGUCUCCUGCUGAGAUUGUUCGGGAGGUGCUACUCAGCAGUGGGGAUAGCUCCCCUCAGAAAACCUCUCUUCCUUCCUACAUGGUGGCCAGAGUGCCCAAGGAAUUCAAGACACCUCAGCAGGCCACAGAGCUGGUUCACCAGCUGCAGGAGGACUACCACAAACUGCUCACCAAAUACGCAGAGGCUGAGAACACCAUUGACCAGCUGCGGCUUGGAGCCAAGGUAAACUUGUAUUCAGACCCACCGAAGCCCAGCCAUGGUGUUCACAUGGGGACCAUGCCCCACGGGACCAAGGUCAUGUCCUUCACCAUUCCCCAGGCUAGGAUGGCACAGUGGCAGUCAAACACCAACACUGGAUCACAGGCUUUAUUGGACUCAGAACUGUCCACAACUCGAGGUGAUCUGAUUCCAUCCCCAGCUGCCGCAUACCCUGGCCCACUGGCAGAUGGCAGUGGUACCUCCACAGGAGAGCCAUCCCUGGGCGAUCGUCUGACCCAGACGCUGGCCAACGAGGUGGUCAAGUUCCUGGAACAGGUGGAAUCUUUCGAAGGAUUGGUCCAAGAAGGAAGAUUGGUACCUCAGGAUCAGCUCAAGGGGUUUUGGAGGCUGAAGGAAGAACAGGAUGCUUUGGAGAAAGCCUUUCUCUGGGCACGAGGAGAGCACAGACGCAUGCAACAGCUCCAGGCCUCUGAGGUGUCGCCUGGUGAAUUUGAUCCUAACAGGGAAGUGGAAGGAGAGAUAUUUCGGCUGGGAAUGCGCCUCGAGGAGCUCAUGGAUGAGAUAGAUGACUUAAAACCUGACCAGCUCUCUCCCAGGACCCCUCCAGAGGAAAAGUCCCAUGGGAGCUCAGCAGCUUCCCCUGGAUCAGACCUGCAAACUCUGUCUCCUGCUCCAUCAGCUCAAGCCCCAAUGCCAACUGUCCGCACACCCUACCCUGAGACCCCAGCUAUCCGGAACGGCCAUACUUUGCUGUGUGGGGCAGAUACAGAAGUGAGCUGUGCCAGCAGUGAGUUAGAAGACGAGAGCCCAGGACUCCCACAGCCCCUUCAGUACAAGCAGCUCCAAAUGGAGCAGGAUUUCCAGAGCCUCAUGUCCCGAUACAACAGUAUCAAAUCACUCCCUGAUGCUGUGAAGUUGGAAGAAGACCAGGAAGAGAAGGAUGCCACCCAGGAAGUUGAUGGACCAAUUGUUGGGAAUCGGAAGGCAUUUGAACUCAGAUCAAGGAGGACAGAACAGGAAGUGGGGAAGCACCUCAACCCUCUUGAGGAGUCUGUGGAGCAGAGGGAAUCCACCCAGCCCCUAGAGCUCCAGUCAUCAAUGCUGAGAAAUAGUGGGCACCAGCUGGGUGGGCUUCCUCAGAGUCCUAUUGCUCAGCCACCCCCACCCACCCCCAAGCUCACCUCACAAGUCUCAGAGCAAAAGCAGCUGCCCUCCCACCAGAGCAGCAUCACCAGUUUGGCCGGCAGUGGUGUUUCGGGUUCUUUGCCCGUUCAGAAGGCUUUCCAUUCAGCCAGUGCCCCCCAGCUGGCAAGAAACUUCGAUGUGAACCAGUACAAGGAGCACCGGAUAGUGUCCCCAGAAACUGACAGUGGUUUUGUGGGAUCUGAAACCAGCAGGGUAUCUCCAUUAACCCAGACUCCGGAGCACCGACUUUCCCAUCCCAGUAUGUCUUUUGGUACCAGUGACCUGAGGAGAUUACCCCAGUCAUCUAUAUCAUGUCUACCUCAAGCUCCAUCUUCCCACCAUCCAGGAAGGGACCAGAUUGUCAUAGGAGCAUCCUCUGGUCUUAGCAUAUCAGGGGCCCAGGCCCAGAGAUCUGACCCAAUGCCUAUCACUCCCCGAAAGAAGUGGACAAAAAGCUUCCACCACAAACCAGGACCAGGUACAAAGAUGGCUGAUUUGGAUGGCGAGGGCCACGAUAGGGCCCAUGAACAGUAUUCUCAUGACAGAGAAGAUGGACAGUCUCCUGCUCCCACCCCUUCUGAUGAAGCACAUGAAGAGACAGCACGAGACCCACUCAGCAACCUCAUUUCCCGGGAAGUGAGAGACCAAGCUAUCCGGGCCCUACAGCAAGAAGUGACCCAACUCCGAGAGAGGAUAGAGGCCAGCUUGAAAAACCCACCUCGGGACAACUUAAGUCAUAACUUCCAACAAGCUACCAGGGCCCGGAGCAGGCUUGCAAAGGACCCCUUGGCUUCGGGGAGCUCUUCCCACACCAGUAAAUCUGCAGAGAGAUACCAGGGUGACCGAGGAGAUACAACCCAAAACAAUAGCACAGUAAGGUCUCGGCUGAGAUCCUCCUCUGUGCCCCGGGAGGGGACCCAACCAGCUCAAACUUCUGAAUCAGAACGAUCUAUAUCCAGGAUCCAGGCUGAGGAGAGAAGAGCCGAGAAGCAGAGCUCCCUGGACAGCAUAAAAGGUAGAACCAGAGGGGAGCAAACAGACACAGUCUACUUCCGAGGCCACUACACAGGUCACAAAUAUUCCCUCAAAUCCUCUCAGCGCCUCGAGGAAGACAACAAUUCUCGCUCCUGCCCCUACUGUCACUCAACAAAGAAGAAAUUUCCUGACAAUACUCCCAGAAAAGAUCCAGAGGAACAUUUUUCCCAUGACAACGUCAAGAAGACCCAGUGUUCGAUGUGUCACCGACCCAGGAGUCCCACAGAGAAGGACAGAGAACCCUCUGGGAUAGACAAGGGCACACAGAAGGGAGCACCUCUAAGUUCUGGCCCAAUUCGGAAAUCUGAGCAACGGCAGCAGCCAUCGACUCCGCCAUCACUUCCUCAUCCUCCUGGAGUGUGGUAUCUGGCGUCCCCGCUUCCAGCUCCAGUGGGGGCAGCCUUUGCUUAUGUCCCACCAGUUCCUGUUGUGCCUUAUUCACCCUCAACAUUGUACUAUUCUCCAGUAGCACCUACCUCAGCCUCUUCCCCUCUACAUUACUCCAGUGGUAAAAAACCUGCCGAGGUGAGACCCUUGUCUCAGAACCGCCGAACUCCAACCCCAACUUCAGGACAUCGCUACUUAUCUGAGCUGGAUCUCAUCGACCUGGAUGACCUCAACCGGUCCUUGAACCAAGCUGUCGAAGCAGCCAAAAAUGUCGAGCUCACCACCAAGCAAAUGAGUCGGUCUUUGUCUGCUGACUUACACAGAGCCCGAGGUCUAAGGGGAUCCUGUCUCUUUUGACAGGAACUGACUUAACAUGGGGGGGUAAGAGGGCAGGGCAUUUGAUUUCUAUUUCAUUCAGCGUGGUUGACUUCCUGCAAGAGCAAACAAAAUGUUCUGAAAAUGCUGGGGGAUAAUCCCUUAUUUGGAUGCUAAAUCAGCAGCAGAUGGCAAGCUUAUUUUUAAAAUUUUUAAUUUUUUAUACAAGAGAACAAUAUAUUUUUCAAAUAAGGACAGAGAGGUCUGGGGCUUUCAGUCUGAAAUUGGCCACCAGCAGUGUGAUGCUGAGAACGAACGAUGCUCUGUACACAAGGAACUCUGGGAAUGGCCCUUCCUUCCAUACCUGUACUUUCCUGCCUCCAGCUAAUAAUGUCUUUUUUCCCCAAGGCUAAGCUGCUUUGUCUCUGGUCCCCAUGAGUAGACUGCAGGAGUCCCUUCAAGAGUCAAGGAGAGAGGGCCUUGCAGGGAGUGUGUGUGUAUAUGGAGAAGGGGAGUGGCGGGAGGAUGGAGCCAUUGCCAACUCCUACAGAGACAAAAGCUGUGAAAAAAGGACUCUUUGCUGGCAGCUUCUGCACUAUUUUUGGAGUCUGAGCAGAGGCCCCUGGGUUUUCAAGGCAGCAGACAGCCUUCAAUUUUUCUUUUGCUGGAAAGAAGGGCUUCCCCAUCAAUCUGUUUGGAGCCAGUGUUUUUGAAGUCUUUUUUUUUUCCUGCAAGGUUUCCUCCUGGUACCUCCUCCUAUACCUUCCUCUUUCCUGUGGAUUCAUUUGGCAUUUUAACUGAUUGGAGCUGAGACAGUUCCUAAGGGAUCUGCCUUUUGGGUACGGACUGUUGCACUGAGGGAUGCCACAUCCCCUGCAUUGAUGCUUACCUCAGCAUUCCUGGAAUGCACAGCAUAGAUGGCAUUUGUAUAUUUAGGAUAUUUUAAACCUUAUUUUAAUUCCAAAGGUCAAUGAAGAAAAAUGAAUGCUGAUCCUUUUUUUUUUUAAAGAAAAACAAAAUAAAACAAAAAAUGUGU
Dromiciops gliroides (monito del monte) is the source of this 5902-nucleotide messenger RNA. It is a transcript of the gene AKNA, whose product is annotated as AT-hook transcription factor. The record is from RefSeq and is a predicted model, not a curated record. Gene Ontology annotation, cellular component: centrosome. The transcript has 22 exons. Lineage: Eukaryota; Metazoa; Chordata; Mammalia; Microbiotheria; Microbiotheriidae. Gene Ontology annotation, biological process: epithelial to mesenchymal transition; neuroblast division in subventricular zone; neuroblast delamination. The coding region runs from base 661 to 4908 and encodes 1415 amino acids.